GGAAGCGGCCUCGGCGCGGGGUGGGGUGGACCGGCCGGCGCUUCGGGGCGCGGGCUGGGGGGCGCUUGCCCGGCAGCUGCCGCGGCCCCCCCCGCCGAGCGCCCGCCCGGCUCCCGGCGCCGCCAUGCCGAGGAGCCUGCGGAGCUGGCUGGGCGGCUGCCUCCUGAUGUCAGCAUUAGGAAUGGUGCCACCUCCUGAAAAUGUCAGAAUGAAGUCAGUUAAUUUCAAGAACAUUCUACAGUGGGAGUUGCCUGCCUUUCCCAAAGGAAAUCUGACUUUCACAGCUCAGUACCAAAGUUAUAGGAAAUUCCAAGAUAUAUGCACAAGUACUGCCUUGACGGAAUGUGAUUUCUCAAGUCUUUCCAAGUAUGGUGAUCACACCUUGAGAGUCAGGGCUGAAUUUGCAGAUGAGCAUUCAGACUGGGUAAACAUCACCUUCUGUCCUGUGGAUGACACCAUGAUUGGACCACCUGGAAUGCAAGUAGAAGCACUUGCUAAUUCUUUACAUAUGCGUUUCUUAGCCCCUAAAAUUGAGAAUGAACCUGAAACAUGGACCAUGAGGAAUAUUUAUAACUUGUGGGUUUAUAAUGUGCAAUAUUGGAAAAAUGGUUCUGACGAAAAGUGGCCAAUGACGUGUCAGUAUGACUUUGAGGUCCUCAGAGAUCUUGAGCCGUGGACAACUUACUGUGUUCAAGUUCAAGGGUUUCUUCCUGAUCGGAACAAAACUGGAGAAUGGAGCAAGCCUGUGUGUGAGCAAACAACAGAUGACGACUGGGAAAUCAAGGCUCAGAGAGGCGAAGUAAGUUGCCCAGAGUCGCUCAGCCAGUAAAUGAACAGGGACGGAGCAGGUUACCUGUCGUGUAAUUUACUGCCCACGGACUCAUUCCACAGGUGAGCACAGGCACGAUUUCCCUGCGGGUGAAACAGGGAGGGGCAGUCUGCCUGGCCGCGUGGUCAGGUGGGACUGAAAGAAGUCAGAGAGCUUUUGUGGAGGGUUCAGCUCCCAGAUCCUCCCCUUAUUCCAGCCCAUGGAAAGCAAUGACCCUUUCUUUCUUGGGGUGAGUUAUAAAAGCAUCCUCUGACUUCACAGGGGGUCUGGGAGGAGGUCCCUUGAGCUCAGCAAGGGCACAGGCCGGAAAGAUGAUGAGGCCACUGCCGGCAUGAAUGAAAACACGGGGGGACGAGGGAGGAAGGCAGGCCCAUCCCAACCCCAGCUCCCCCUGCAAACACCACAUCCAUUCAGACAUCUAAGGACCGUCUUGUGGGCCCCGCGCUGCUCAGUGUCGGGGUUUGGGGGCGUGCUUUGGUCUGCCCUGUGCAAAUAGGAAUUGACACUUUCUCCGCAAAUAAAAUGACUCCCUUUUAAAAGGACUUGCUGUGAAAGGGCACGGUUCAUUGGCUUGUCCUCUCUCGGCACCAGAUGCCUUGGGUUUUAAUCAGGAGGGUGGUGCCGGCUGCCAGGCCCCUGCACUGGGAGGGUGGGUGGCCCCGGGCAGCGGGAGAAGGCACCUGCUGCUGAAUGAGGGGAGCCAGGACCACAAAUGCCCCGGUCAGAGAUAAAGCCGGAUAUUAGAGCAGUAAAAACAGAUUUGAUUCAGUAAGGGCUUACAGGAGGGAAAGAGCUACCGAGGGCGUUUUAAAGGAAGAACAAGGGAGGCGCAGAGAAGAGAGAAGUGGGGAAGUGACACAUCACAAAGCGGGUGAGGGGGUGGGUCAGUGUCCCUGCAGUUGGGCCAUCGGUGUUGAACGCCAGCUGGUCUUUAUCAAGUCAGACUUCCCCUCCCUGCCCGGGCUGGGGGACAGGGGCCCUCCUUCAUGAAGAUUGCAAUUGAGAGGAAUGGCUUGCAGGUCCUUGAGAAAGACAGCCUUGGGUUUUAGGAGAUACGUGUGCAUCUCAAAGGGGCGGAGGAAGGAUUCACAGGCAUAAGCUUUUGAUAGCAAAGGCUCUGUGAAAGGAAGGCCAGGUGCUGGCGGAAGAAACGCUAAGUUCUUUUGGAGGCCUUGAGUUUUUCCAGACAGAAACCCACGGUGGGUGCUGGGUCGUGCCAGCCGCGUGGCCUUGGGCCACUGGAGUUUGGGCAGGUGUCUGAGUGCCGGGGGCUUGGAUGGUGUUGCCAUGCCAAGAGCUUUUGCCCUUCUCGGUACAAAGCACCGCGGUGCGUGUGUCUCCUUGGGGCUCUGGGGUCCCGUUUCCUGCUUUAAGGCCGCAGAGGCUUCUCCAGCCUGCAGAGGCUCAUUGCUCAGAGUCCCUGCUUAUGGUUCUCAUCGUGUGUGUCAGCAGUCGUGCCUGAAACCGAAGCUGGAAAAAGAUAGGAAGGGGGGGCGGGGGCACUGGCUGGAAACCCCUUGGUCCUUGAGCAGGUGUCUUGUACUUUCUCCUCACCCCUCCCGAGAUGGGCACCCCGAAAACGGGGAUUCCCACUGGAUUGCCAUGGUGGCAGAGUGUGGAGGUCAGGUGACCCCGGGUGUCCUGACCUGAGCCUGACGCAGCC
This is a messenger RNA of Mirounga angustirostris (Northern elephant seal), 2492 nucleotides long. It is a transcript of the gene IL10RB, whose product is annotated as interleukin 10 receptor subunit beta. NCBI's taxonomy places the organism in Eukaryota, Metazoa, Chordata, Mammalia, Carnivora, Phocidae. Gene Ontology annotation, biological process: cytokine-mediated signaling pathway. The record is from RefSeq and is a predicted model, not a curated record. Bases 125 to 829 code for a protein of 234 amino acids. The transcript is spliced from 6 exons. Gene Ontology annotation, cellular component: plasma membrane. Gene Ontology annotation, molecular function: protein binding; interleukin-10 receptor activity.